Cokeromyces recurvatus is the source of this 1241-nucleotide messenger RNA. RefSeq lists its product as uncharacterized. The record is from RefSeq and is a predicted model, not a curated record. NCBI's taxonomy places the organism in Eukaryota, Fungi, Mucoromycota, Mucoromycetes, Mucorales, Mucoraceae. The coding region runs from base 1 to 1134 and encodes 377 amino acids. The transcript is spliced from 3 exons. Gene Ontology annotation, molecular function: DNA-binding transcription activator activity, RNA polymerase II-specific; transcription cis-regulatory region binding. Gene Ontology annotation, cellular component: RNA polymerase II transcription regulator complex.
AUGAUCUGUCAAAAUAAGAGUGAUAAUAACAAGUUGUUUGAAAUGGCACAACAACAAUCAUUGCAAUCAAAAGCCAAUCAUUUUCAUCAUUAUCGACCUAUUGCACCUUCACUUACACCACCUAAAAUUUUACCUCGACCUGAGAUAUUUGAUACCGAAAAAAGAAAAUGGGAUAGUGCUUUUGAUGACUUGGAUAAUUAUAACAUUAAAACAGAACAAAGACGACAUAGUGGAAGCUCACAAGGUUCUAAUACUUCAUUAGCAACUGAACAACGCUUAAGACGUAAAGAACAAAAUCGAGCUGCACAAAGAGCAUUUCGUGAACGUAAAGAACGUUAUGUAAAAGAACUUGAAGAGAAAAUUAAGGAAAUGGAAGCAAAAUAUACUGCUCAAAUUGCUCAACUCACAAAGGAAAAUGAAGAAUUAAGGCAAGCAAUGAUAAAAAUAAAGGAAGAACCAUUAUUAAAAGAAAACGAAAAACAAGAAAACUUGACAGAGACAAAAUCAUUAUCAUUAUCAUCACCAUCAUCAUCAUCAUCACCACCACCAUCACAACCUAUUUCUACUCAUUCUUCACCUGUUGUUGAGAAAAAGAUGACACCCGUUAUAUCCAGUUCAGCAGUGGCCUGUAUUCGUGAUAAAAAUGGCGUCUCAUUCUGUGAACGAUUAAAAAAGGAAGUAUGCUCAAAUGCUUAUGAGCAACUCUUGACAGAACCCUUGUUUGAUUCUCAAGGAUAUUUAAAUGAAACUGUCGUUAGUCACCCUGUUCCAAUUGUUACUACGACACCGAAAAGGGAAGAAGCAGAUGUAUUCUCUGAAUUGGAAAAGUCUUUGUCAGAGAUAUUUUCAUCAUCGAGUGCUACUAAUAGGAUGCAGGAUGAUGCUUCCUUAACUGAUUCAACAAAAUUAAUUUCUUGUGCAGAGAUUUGGAAUGCAAUCGCUGAGCAUCCUCAGUUCGAUGAAUUUGAUACGGAUAUUCUUUGCGAUGAGUUAAGAAGGAGAGCGAAAUGUUCAAAGACAGGCCCUGUGUUUGAGGAACAUGAGAUUCAAGAAGUCAUUGAUAUGAUGUUAGAGAUAAUUAAUUUAAACAAAACCAAAGAGAGUAAUAAAAGGAAUAGUAGCAGUUCAGCAUGAUAGAAGUUCUGUAAUUUCUUUCUUUCUUUCUUUUCCCUGUCUUUUUCUUUAUAUUGCCGUCCUAUUAUUAUUUAAACACAACGAUAAUAUCCCGUUUCAUUCCUUAC